This is a messenger RNA of Saccostrea cuccullata (small rock oyster), 2577 nucleotides long. RefSeq lists its product as uncharacterized. NCBI's taxonomy places the organism in Eukaryota, Metazoa, Mollusca, Bivalvia, Ostreida, Ostreidae. The record is from RefSeq and is a predicted model, not a curated record. The transcript has 11 exons. Gene Ontology annotation, molecular function: oxidoreductase activity, acting on paired donors, with incorporation or reduction of molecular oxygen, reduced ascorbate as one donor, and incorporation of one atom of oxygen. The annotation marks the transcript as partial.
CUAGAUUGUCUAUGGAAUUCAGAUGAAGCACUUUUGCCUAUUGUUCAAAAUGAUACAAGAACACAUUUCCUUCUUAUUCCUUCUGCUGAUGAAGUACAUGCACAAUAUGGGGCAGUGUGGAUGUAUAAUAGAAUAAAUACAUUACUAAAAAGUAUUGUAAGAUCAGAGGCAGAGAGAAAGACCACAAUGAAUCGGUUUCAUUUUUCAGUGCUUCCACUUUGGAAACUUGGGAAUUGGUUACCAACAUUACUGAGGGAGUGGGAGUGUGUUGAUCAUAACUGUGGAUAUGACCAAGUUCUUAUCCAGUCAGAUGCAUUAGAUUACCCUACUGUGUUAAAGAGGCUAGAUGCUCACUACGAUUGGUUACCAAGUCCAGUAUCUGCAUUUGGAAACAAAACAUUGUCACUGGUUCUCACAAACUCAAAUGGAUGUCAGCCUAGUACUAGUGUCAAUGGUUCAGUUGCUCUUGUAACAACUGGAGGAUGUUCAUAUUUCAAAAAGGUUCAAGUGAUGCAUGAUUCAGGAGCUAUUGGAGUUUUAGUGAUGCAGAAUAAAACAGAACCACCACAAGACAUGCAAUGUCAAGACAUUGAGUGUAACAGCCCUUUACAAAUCCCCGCCAGCAUGAUUGAAAACUUCAGCUUUCCUCCCAAAUCUCGUCUCAAUGUUACAUUCCAGAACACACCCUCCCCAAACUUCUUUGCAGCCAUUGAUCCUCAGGGUUUACUACAGGAAGUGGGGUGGUUCCUAUAUCCUUCAAUGAGUUUCAUUAACUGGCAGACACAGUGGUUUCAGUACAGGGAAAAUUUGACUCAAAGAUUACAGAGACCAGCUCAAGUCAUCCACGUUUUUAAAGAACAAGUCAUGCAGGGACAAGCAGGAGUGGUUGCCAACAUUUCUACAGCACAGUUAACAAACUAUCAGGGAUUAGAACUGGACAUGUCUCUUUCUUGUCCUGGUGACAAGGAUACAACAUGUGGCCACUGGGAUCAUGGGAUCAGCUUGUUUGUUUGUUGUAAUCCCAAAUCCCCUCUCUGUGGAAUGGAGAUAGGAAGAUGGAUCAGUCCUUUCAGAAGGAGAAUUGGUCGCUGGUUGACUGAUAUUUCUCCCUUGCUUCCCAUGAUUCAGAACAACCAAUCAGCUGUCUGUAAAUUCACAAUGAAAACAGCACCCUGGGCAAUGCCUUGGAUACCUUCUUUAAAUCUUAGACUCUACAAGACAAAUGAUACCAUUUCCCCAUCGGAAACUUUUGUGCUAUACCAACCUGGUGCAACAUUUGACAACCAUUAUAAUUCUCAUUUUAAACCAUACACCUUCACCCCUCCAAAAGAUGUCAAGAAGGUUGUGAUAUUUGCUGUGAUUACUGGUCACGGAAGUGAUGAGAAUGGCUGUGGAGAAUUCUGCGUUACUUCUCAUCAUUUUUCUGUUAAUGGACAUAUCAAUAACAUAACCUUCAGUGAUGCAGGAACUCCUCUUGGAUGUGCCAACCAAGUUUUAAGUGGUGUAGAACCAAAUGAACAUGGUACCUGGUUGUAUGGUAGAAAUGGUUGGUGUGAUGGUAGAAACGUGUUUCCUUGGGUUAUUGACAUUACUCAACAAGUUUCUCUGGGCAAAAACAAUCAAAUAACAUACUAUGGCUGGUUCAAUGGAACAGAUCCAAAUCCCAAACAAAAUCCAGGAAUGAUAUCAAUUUAUUCAUAUCUUGUUUAUUAUAAAUCUUGACUGUACUGUAAUUGUAGUGUAUGGACAAUUUUUCAUCAACAACGAAUAUAAACUUGUAGAGGACUUGAAAAGAUAUGGACCAAGAGGCCCACAAUCAUGUAAUCAAUUUUGAACCCUCUCAAAUGAAAAACGUGUGAUAUCAUCACACCCUUUUUUUCCCCAUUCCUUUACUUAGUACUGUAUCUCACUUUUUUAAAACAGUGCCAAAAUUCAUGUAUUCAUUUAAAUGAAUUAACGAUGAUCUUGGUUUCUUGGAUUUUAUAUUUAAAUUUUGUCCUAUCUGAUGUAACUAAUUGGAGUCAUCCUGCUUACAGAUGGUAACUUAAGACCCAUAGGUGACAAGCUAAAUUGUAUAAUUUCAGUCAGACUUACUAUGUUCUUGAGGUGUGAGUUGGGGUUGUACUUUUAUUGAUAGUUGCGACAGGUGCAGACUUUUUUAAUGUUAACAUUUUGAUUUUACAUCUUAAUCUUCUCUCCUAGUCUCUGAACUUCUGUGUUCACACAAGCAAGGCUGCUGUCUGGUAAGAUAUGACAUUUGUAACACAGUAGAUAAAGAAAAAUAUUUCAAUGUGAUGACAACUAUUAUCCAUAGUUUCCUGUUAUUUGUUAUUUUGUUUCCAAAUUACUUAUUGACAUAUCUUGUUCAAUUUAUAUAUAAGCAUUCCAAAGAAUUGCAGAGGUGAUUUUUUUGGCCCUGCUUUUUUUUUCAUCCUCAUGCUGUGCAAAGUUAUGGACUAUAUUUUGUUUAACAAUUAAUGAUUAAAUGUACAUACAUGUAUAAAGAUAGCCAAUGCAUUCUGACUUUAACUUAACUCAUGUACCAAUAUAUUAGAAAAAAAAAUUAAAGACAUAUAU